This is a messenger RNA of Ichthyophthirius multifiliis, 6239 nucleotides long. RefSeq lists its product as hypothetical. The transcript is spliced from 9 exons. The record is from RefSeq and is a predicted model, not a curated record. Gene Ontology annotation, biological process: calcium ion import across plasma membrane. Lineage: Eukaryota; Ciliophora; Oligohymenophorea; Hymenostomatida. Gene Ontology annotation, molecular function: high voltage-gated calcium channel activity. Gene Ontology annotation, cellular component: membrane; voltage-gated calcium channel complex.
AAUAAAUAAAUCUAGAUUAAAGUGAUAAUAUGAAUUAUAAUACAAAUACUAGCCAAGAAGAUUUUCAAAAUAACAAUUUUUCUGAUUUUUCGGAAAAUGAAAACGACGAAGAUUUAAUUAUUUAACAAAAAAAUAUAUAAGAAAAGCAAGCAAAAUUAGAAUUAUUUAAAAAAAUAUAAGAGGCAAUAAUUGAUGAUAGUUUUGAUUCGUAUUAAAGCUCAAUAGAAAGUUAAAAUAACAUUAUUAAUAAAAUAAAACAUAAUUAAAUUGUGAAUAAAUACAUAAAAAAAGUAUAAGAAGAACUAAAUGAUGAAUAUAAUGAAGAAUAUAAUAAAAUUAAUCCAAAAUAUUGUUUAAAAGUAUUUGAGAUGAAUAUUUUUGAAAAAAUAUAAAAGUACCCUGAAAAAACAAUAAUAUAAAUAAUUUACAAAUAAUUAUAAUUUAUAAGAAAUUUGAUUUCAUAUAUAGCUUUAAAAAUAAUUAAAAGUUAAUUUUUUGAUAAUUUAACAAUUUUAGUAAUCAUUUUUAAUUCAAUAGUAUUGGCUUUUGAUGAUCCUACCAGCGAUAAUGAUAAUAUAGCUUAAUUAGAUAUGUUUUUUCUUAUUUUUUAUACAUUAGAAAUGUGCUUAAAGAUACUUGCUUUAGGUUUUGUAUUUAAUAAAAGAUCUUAUUUAAGGGAUACAUGGAAUCUGUUGGAUUUUAUAAUUGUUUCUUCUGGAUAUUUAUCUUAUUUACUAAUUUCUAAUAGUAAUGUGAAUUUGAGUUCUUUGAGGUCUUUGAGAGUUUUGAGGCCUUUAAGAACUAUUUCUAGUGUAAAAUCUUUAAAGAAAAUACUCAGUGGUCUAUUUAGGGCUGUGCCUUUUUUGAAGAAUUCGCUUAUUGUAAUGCUUUUUUUUUACAUUAUUUUUGCUAUUGGUGGUUUAUAAUUAUUUAGUGGAGCCUUAAAAAAAAGAUGCUUAGAACUAGAAACUGGAAUUGAAUAUGAUUAUGAUGAUAAUAAUUAAUAUGCUUUUUGUGUGACAUCAAAUGAUUGUCAAUAGUAUGAUAGUUAAAAAAGAUUCAUUUGUGGGAAAAUUAUAGGAAACCCAAAUUAUGGGAUUAUGAAUUUUGAUACUUUUGGUUGGUCUUUUUUGACAGUUUUUUAAGUUGUGACAAUGGAAGGGUGGAACGAUAUUAUGAGAGGUAUUUAGUAGACUUUUUCAAUGUGGUCGAUAUUUUAUUUUAUUGGAGCAAUUUUUAUUGGGACGUUUUUUUUAACGAAUUUAACUCUGGCUAUUAUUUCGGUCAGUUAUAAUUAGUAAUCACAAAUUGAAGAAAAAGAAAAAGAAAAAGAAAAAGAUAAUACUUCAGGAAAAAAAUCGAAAGGGUUUGAUUUAGAGACUUUAAAGUAGAAAGGGGCAUAUAUUUCAAAUAAAAUUUUAUAUAAAUAGACGGAAGAAAAGAAUGAUAAUAAAAAAAAUAAUGGGUUUUAGUUAAUAUUGACGAACUUAUUUAAUAAAAGAAAUCUAUCAAAAAGAUUAGAUAAUUAAAAGGAAACUAAUAAAUAAAAUAUUGAAAAAAUAAAAAAUAUAAAUACAAAUAAUAAUAAUAUAACAAAUAUUAAUGCAAAUAUUAAAAAGAAUAACAAUAAUAGAAAUAUUAUUACAAAUAAUAAUAUAAAUAGAGCAAAUAAUAAUAAUAAUAUAAAUGAUACUAAAAAUAUAAAAAAAUUAGAUAAUACAUAUAAUAACAUAAAUAAUAAUAUUAAUAAUAGUAAUGAAAAUUAUAAUUAUAAUAGUGAUAAUAAUGAAAAUAAUGAUAAUAAUGAUAAUAAUGUUAAUGAUAAUAUUAAUAAUAAUAAUAAUUAAUAUAAUGAUAAAAAUUCAAAUUAAAACAAUAUAUUGCUUACAUAAAAUAUUGAUGAAUUUUUAAUUAAUUAAGUAUAAAAUGAAAGUUUUCAUGAAAAAGCAAAAAUGGAUAAUAUUAUUAGCUCUUAAUAUUAAAAAACUAAUAAUAUUUUAAUGAAUAAUAAAAAAAGAAUUUAACUGAAAAUACCUAAUAUAAAUUUUAUAAAUAAUAUAUGUAAUUCGCCUUUAUAAAGACAGCAAUCAAAAAUUAAAUUUUUUGGUACAGAAUUAAAUAAUAAAUAAAUUAUAAAUAAAAAUACAAAUUUUAUAGAUUAACAAAAAAAUGCAAAAAAUUAAAACUUAAUAACUAUAAUUAAUAAUAAUAAUAAUAAUACUGAAAUAGUUCUAAAUAGUCCUAGCAUUUAAUAAGAAAAUAGUCUCAAUAAUAAAAAAGAUUAAAAAAAAUAUUAAAGGUAAAUGUCUAUAAUUCCAAAUAAAUUAGACACAAAAAUAAUUGCAAAAUAAACUUAAAGGUAAUCUAAAUAAAUACAAACAAAAAUUGUUGGAAAAAUAAAUAAUAUUUCCAUAUAAAAUUAAAACAUUAAAUAAAAAUAGAUUUAGUAGAUUUAAUAGAUUUAAUAGAUAAUAAUAUAAUAAUAAUAAUAAUAAUAAUAAUUAUAAUAAUAGUAAUAAUUUUAAUAAUUGUAAUAAUAGUAAUAAUAGUAAUAAUAGUAAUAAUAGUAAUAGUAAUAAAUAUAAAAUCUUUAUUGGAAUAUUAAUUAAGGUAUAAUGUUAGAAAAUUAAUAAUCCAAACCUUAUUAAAUAUAAAUUUCAAGCAGCAACUAAAUAAAUAGUAAAUAAGACUUAAAAUUUAGUAAUACAAUACUAAAUUCAUAGUAGAGUUUUCCUAAAUAAUAGGAAUUUGAAUAAAAUCCUUAAAACAAUCAAACAUUAAAUAAAAUUAAUUAAUAAGUUAUAAUAACUAAUUAAUAAUAAUCUCAUUCAUAAAUUGUAAAUGACAAUUAUGAAGAUGAUUUUUUAUAAAGAAUUUAUCCUUAAGAACUCCAAAUCCUAAGAUUCGCUCUCGAACCAAUUGAAAAACCUUAUAAUAAUAUCAGAAAAAACGAACUUUUGAAUGCUGAGAAAAAUUAUAAUUUCACUAUUGAAGUACCCUGGUCUUUAGAGGAAGUUUUAUAGCAAAGUUCCUAUAGUAAGUCUGCUCAUUAAUAUAAAUAAAUACUUUAAUCAUUGACUUAUAAAACGAAAGAUUUAGAUUAAUUCGAAGGCGGUGUUAUUGGAAUUAUAUUUGCUGUAAGGAGAAUAGUUAAGAAGUUUGUACUUUCGAAAUAUUUCGAUAAUUUUAUAAUGUUAUGUGUAGUCAUGAAUACUGUAGUUUUGGCUUUGGAUGGGGUCAUGAGUGAUUAAGGGGAAUAUAUUUUGAAUUAAUUUAAUUUUUCUUUUACAAUUAUUUUCACUAUAGAUAUGGGAUUGAAGCUAUUUGGAAUGGGAGUGAUUGAAUAUAUAGCGGAUAAAAUGAAUAUUUUUGAUUCAAUUAUUGUUUCCUUGAGUCUUGUAGAAUUACUUAUUUUAAAUGAUGGAACGUCUUCGAAUACUAGUAAAUUUUCAGCUUUUAGAUCUAUUAGAAUUUUGAGAGUUUUUAGGGUAUUAAGAGUCACUAGGUUAAUUAGGAGUUUGUAGUUUAUGAAAAUUAUGAUGGAAGCCAUUUCGAGUAAUAUCUCGAGUUUUAUUUAUAUUCUGUUACUAUUGAUUUUAUUUAUAUUUAUUUAUUCUUUAUUAGGAAUGUAAACUUUUGGUGGUUAGUUUAAUUAAAAAGAAGCUGGAAGAAUGAAUUUUGAUAGUUUAUAGAAUGCAGCAUUAAGUGUAUUUUAAAUAAUGACUAUGGAAAAUUGGAAUGAUAUAGAAACUUCAUGUUUAACUUCAAAUAUUAAUCCUAUUGUUAGUUUGCUAUAUUUAAUAAGUUGGAUUUUUGUUGGAAAUUAUGUACUUUUGAACUUACUUUUAGCAAUUGUAAUGGAUUCUUUCAAUUAAGAAGGACUGGAUAAAGAAAAAGAAGAAUAUUUUUAAGGUUUAGAUGUAAAGGAAGAUAUAGAUUUUAAUAAUGUAAAUGAUGCUACAUAACUUUUGAAUCAAUCAAUUGGUUAUUUAAUUUCGAAAAAAGAAUUCGAUUAAAAUUCAAAAGAAGAAUAUAUGGAAAAUAAUAUAAAUGAUAACAUUGAUAAUGAUUAAAAUAAAAAAUAAAAAAAAUAAGAUUUCGAAGAUAUAAAAUGUAAAAAAGCUUGGUUUAUUUUUAGUUAAUAAAACAAAAUAAGAAUACAAGCAUAUAGAAUAGUUAAACAUAAAUAAUUUGAAAGUGGUAUAUUGGUUCUUAUAAUAUUAACCUCUAUAAAGCUAGUAAUUGAUACAUAUUUUAAUUCAUCAAAUCCUAGUGAUUAAUAUGAAAUAUAUUUAAGUAAGAAAUUUGAUAUUAUUUUUACUGUGUUUUUCGCUACUGAAGCUUUUUUGAAAGCCUUAUCAUUUGGUUUUAUUUUAGAUAAGAAUUCUUAUUUACGUGAAGAAUGGUCUUAAUUGGAUUUUUUUAUUGUUGUCAGUAGUUUAAUUGACAUUAGUGUAGAAUCAAUAAACCUUAGUGUUGUAAAAAUACUAAGACUUUUACGUACUUUACGUCCUUUAAGAUUUAUAUCCCAUAAUCGUUCCAUGAAAUUAAUCGUAACUGCUUUAUUGGAGUCUGUUGGUGGUAUUGUGAACGUAGUUUUGACAGUUAUUUAUUCUUUACCUUCUUUAUUAAAUGUUACGGCUUUAUUAUUUUUAGUUUAUUUCAUUUUUUCAAUCUUGGCUGUUUUUUUAUUUGGAGAUAUAAAAUAAGGAACUUUAAUAUCUAAUGAUAGAAAUUUUUCUAAUUUUCAUUAAUCUUUAAAUUUGUUAUUUAUAUGCAGUACAGGUGAAAAUUGGUAUAUUUAUAUGUUUGAUUUAAUACAUAGUGGUAAUAGUUGGGCUUCUUUAUUUUUUAUAGCUUUUAUUAUUGUGGUUUAAUUUGUAAUGAUGAAUUUAUUUAUUCUUAUUAUUGUAGAUUAAUUUGAAUAGAAUUAUAUUAAUAGUGAUAAUCCUUUGAAUGAAUUUAAGGAAUUUGAGGAAAACUUUAAGAGUGUUUGGGCUAAAUAUACUUAAAAAAAUCAUGGAAUUAAAAUUAGUGAAAGACUUUUAACAGAUUUAUAUUUAGAAUUAAAAAUGCCUUAAGGAUUUGAGUAUAAAUAAAAAGAAAAUGCUUUCAGAGAAAAAAUAAAGGAAAAUUUUAAAGAUAUAAAAAAUGAAGAAUUAGAAUAAAAAGUAGAAAAAUUUAAAGUCUAAUAAAAGUAAAUAGCUGCUAAAAAUAUUAUGUAAAUGAAUAUUAUUUGUGAUUAUGAAGAAGGAUAUGUAUACUUUAAUGAACUUAUGUUUUUUAUAUAAAAAUAUUCAUUAAUUGAUAGUAUUUAUGAUGUUAAUAAUCAAUAUAAAAUAUAGGAAAAUAAAGAGUAUGCUUAAAAGUAUUAUAAAGGACUGGAAUUAAUAAAAAAUGAAGAAAAAAAUACAUUCAAAAGAAUUAAUAUUAAAAGAAAAAAAGUAAUAAUAAUAUAUAUAUAUAUAUAUAUAUAUAUAUAUAUUAUAUGCAUAUAUAUAAAUUUAUAUAAUAAUUUUAUAUAGUAAAAUUUAGCCAAAUAAAAAAUUAGUUAAUUAAAAGUCACUUAGGGUGUAAAUCCAAUUGUAAGUCGUUUAUUUGUUGAAAUGUCAUAUAAAAGUUGGAAGAAAUAUAGUUUACAAAUUUAAAAUAAACUAUUAAACACUUUAAUUGAUUAAAAUGAUAUUUCGAGCGAAAGUGAUGAUACUGAUGAAGACUAAGAAAUAGAAGAAAAUUUUAGAUCAUAAUAAGAUAUUUUUUUUAAUAUUAAUACUGAAAUAAAAGAGGAAAAUGAUAAAAUUAUUUUAUUUAAUAUGUAAAAAAAUUCUAAUUAAAACAAAAUUAUUAAACGAGAAAAUACUAUAAAAUUUCAACGGGAAGAUAUAAAACAUACAUUUAUUCCUACUAUUUUUAGUAGUUUUAAUAAUUUUUUCGUUUAUUUACCUGAUACGUAAAUAUACAAGGAUGAUUUUUUUGAUUUUUAGGAGGAUAAUCUAUAUUAUGACAGAAAAAUUAAAGAAAUUAAUAAAAAAAAUUAAGAUAAUAAAUCGAAAUGCCCGUCCCUUUAAAAAUUUGAUACUUAAUUAAAUAGUAGUAGUUGUAUCUAAAAUAAUGAUAAAUUAAAUACUCAUAUUGAUAAAAAAGUUACAUUACCUAUUGAAUUUGUUUUUCAUAAUUAAAAUGAAAAAAAAUUAAGUAUAAAUGAACAUAAAAUAAAUGUUAAAUUUAAUUUAAAAUGA